Molecule: messenger RNA, 1281 nt
Organism: Linum tenue
Lineage: Eukaryota; Viridiplantae; Streptophyta; Magnoliopsida; Malpighiales; Linaceae
Source: the annotation of a GenBank genome assembly
AUGUAUGUGACUCGCCCGCUUUCUCUGUACAGAAGGGACCCAUCGGCGGCGUCAUUGCCACCUCCAGAAGGCCCGAAUUCCGGCGUGCUAGUCAUCCAAGAUGAAGAAGCCCAGCCAACUUGCUUGUUCGGGUUGAUGAAUAGCAGCCGAGUCACGGACCUGCCUUUCCCACAGAACAAGAACCUCCAGGUUCGCUACACCAAGCGAACCGGGGAGCACCGCCGCGUCCCAAUUGGAUUGUACUCGCACGUCGAAACCGACCGCGUCGUCUUCAUCCCUGCGCUCGACCACCCGCUCUCUGCUAAUCGUUACUACGUGAUCAAGCAGGAUGGGAAGCACAAAGGGGAAGCUUAUAGAAACUCGACGGAGGAGGAGAUGACAACUUGCUGCUUCUGCAGCUGUAUCUCGGAUCGGAAGCCGGAGCCGUUUGAGCCGCACGGAGAGGAUGUUCACCAGCAGUUCGAGAUCUCCCGGCGUCGUUAUUGGCAUGGAGGUUCUGGUUACCAUGCCAAAUCUGUCGCUGGAGGUGGAUUCCCUCCUCUUUUUCUGAGAAGAGAAGGCUGGACGCUCCAUACUUCGAAAUCUCGGGAUCUCAAGCUGGAUGAAGCUCUGGGCGUGGAUUCGAACCUUCGAGCUCGCCUUCCGGAUUUCAACUCCGUGUUGUCCGGUGAGAAAACUGAUCGUGUUUCGGUGCCCAGGGUGGUGGGGAAAUGGUACUGUCCUUUCUUGUUCGUUAAGGAAUCGGGAAUGGGUGUUCAGGAUCAGGUCGAUCGUUCGAGAUUCUACGAGAUGACGUUGGAGCAGCGGUGGGAGCCGAUUUUUAGAUGCAACAAUGACGUCGAAGGAAAUGCUAACUCGUUCGUGAAUAUAGAUGUUUUGGUUGAGACUGAAACGGUGAGAGUUGGUGAAAGGGAUGUGGUGGGGCAUAAGGUUGGAGAAAAUGAUGGAGUUGUUUGGUUUAGGAGGGUGGGAUUGGACAAUAAUGCAGGGGAGGAAGGGAUGAGGGUUGGGUUGAGCAAGGUGAUUGUGGAGAGGAUGAAGUGGGAGGAGGAAAGAGUUGGGUGGAGAAGUGGUGAGGGUGGGAAGAAUAGGGUGAAGAAAGUUGAGGAGUUUGGAGGUGGUGGUGGAAUCAACAAUUGGAAGAGGUUUGGGUAUUUUGUGCUGGUGGAGAGAUUUGUGUUGAGGAGAAUGGGUGGUGGUUUUCUGAUGAGUUAUGAGUUUAAGCAUAUUCAUCAAUUUAGGACAAAAUGGGAGUAGAUAAUUAUAUAUAUAUAUAUAUAU